Messenger RNA from Poecilia latipinna (sailfin molly), 1519 nucleotides. Its product is annotated as 40S ribosomal protein S27-like. The record is from RefSeq and is a predicted model, not a curated record. Bases 130 to 384 code for a protein of 84 amino acids. Gene Ontology annotation, molecular function: structural constituent of ribosome. Gene Ontology annotation, biological process: translation. NCBI's taxonomy places the organism in Eukaryota, Metazoa, Chordata, Actinopteri, Cyprinodontiformes, Poeciliidae. The transcript has 4 exons. Gene Ontology annotation, cellular component: ribosome.
CUCUGCUCAGCCUCCUUCAGCACCAAACCUCAGAGUUGUGAAGGAGCAGGUGAAUCACAGAGCAGAUUACUCUCACUUCAACUCUUCUCUUCUGUAUUGGACAAAACAUCUGGGCUGAUUUCAAUAAUCAUGUCUCUGGCAAAGGACUUGUUGUACCCCAGUCUUGCAGACGAGAGGAGGAAACACAAGAAGAAGAGGCUGGUGCAGAACCCCAACUCCUACUUCAUGGAUGUCAAAUGCAUAGGCUGCUACAGGAUCUCCACCAUCUUCAGCCAUGCCCACACAGUGGUGGCCUGCCCCGGCUGCUCUGUGAUCCUCUGCAGGCCACGAGGAGGGAAAUGCAGACUGACAGCAGGUUGUGCCUUCAGGAAGAAAUGUUCCUGAGAUGCAAUUUGCCAGGACAUCCACUAGGAGGCAGCAGAAGGGACCAUGAAAAGAGCUGAGCCACUCCGUGUGGCUUAAUAGAGACAUCACCUCUAUACUAUCUGCAACUUGUAAUUUCGGGGUAAUUUGACCCUCUUGUGGGUUUUAAUGACGACGCGAACAGAGGACCACGCUUGUACACUCCAUUAUGCUCAGUGAAAAAUGUGUGAAGGCAAUUAUAGCAUAGAAAACCUCAAAAUGCAAAAGGAGUCAAAUGAAUCAGAACUUCUGUAAAACAUUUAUUGAGGGCUGAACAUGGAGGGGGUGGUAAAUGAAACAAAAAGAAAAGGGCCUCAAAUCAAUUUUUUAGGCCCCCUCCUAGGCCUUGACAUAAGCUGAGACCAUCACAAAAAAAAAAUAAUAAUAAAAUAAAAUAAAAUAAAAUAAAACAUUUAAAGAUUUAAUUGUCUGUGUCAUGUGUUCUUUGGUCUUUGCAUUUCCCUUGGAAAAUAAAGAAGUGGCAUAAAAGCAAACAAAAAAAAUAUUCAGAGUAUUAUAACUUGUCACAUACCUAACAUUCUCCUACUAUAUACAAUAGUUAUCAAUGGUUGAUGAGACGUGACUGAGCUCCUGAUUUGGGGUAAAGCUCGCUCAAGUGUUCUGAUACGGUAGGAAAGGUAGUGCAGCCUUGCUCCGGCUCUCAUGAUACCCAAAUUAUAAAGAGGUUUGGCGCACUGUAGAUAUCCAAAAUGUCCUCAAGUUGGUCAGAGCUGCUCUGAAGUUCAGGACUCUGAUUAAUUGUAAAUAAGAUUAAAGUGAAGGAGCAGCUUGUGCCUUAAUAGUGUGUUUAUUACUGAAAACCUUUCCAUCAGCCAGGCGACCACGCAGAUUAAAACCCAAGCAGAUUUAGGAGGAUGCGGAUCAGACAGGCACAGAUUAGUAAAAUGUCUUAAAUUGCAUCCUUCUAAAAACAAACAUGUCAGCAACAAUCUGCCUGAGCAAUUCAACCUGUAGGACUUCCAUCAAAAACCCAUUUUCUCUGGGUGAAUUUAUCACAACUCUUUCUAAAUAAGUGGUCAAAAAUCUUUUUCUAAAGAAAUUCCUGCAAAUUCAAGUGGGAAUAAAAAUUAAGCAAUGAGAAAGAGGAGGGAAAAAA